AUGGGAGCCCAACUUCACACCGCUGAUGAGAUCGAAGCAAUUGAUGCACUUAAUUCACUUUUGGAAGAACAGGAUGACACAGCUACAGUUUCAGCGGAGUUUGAAAAAAUCCCCUUUACAAAAGCACAUGACAAUUUGACGUUUAAACAACGUCAAGCAUUAAGGGACCUGGGCAGAAUGGACGACAUUGUCAUCAAACCCUCUGAUAAAGGGGGAAAUGUCGUCCUCUGGCCCAGGUCCCUUUAUGAGAAGGAGGCAUUGCGACAAUUAAAAGAUGGUGUGUGCUACAAGCGCCUAACUUUUAAUCCAUUAACUAAAUACAAGGAGGAUCUUUUUUGUAUCCUGGAUGAGGCUUGUACGAAUGGGGUCUUAAGCAGGAAACAAGUGGAAAGUUUAUUACCAACCCAUCCCAUGAUUGCGACCCUUUACCUCUUACCUAAGGUUCAUAAACAGUUAGUUAAUCCCCCUGGGAGACCGAUUGUGUCUGGUAAUAACUCUCUAACUGAACCGAUUUGCAGGUAUAUUGACUACUACUUGAAACCGAUUGUGGAAUCCCUCCCCUCACAUCUUAAGGAUACGACAGAUGUCCUCAAGCGACUUGAUGGUAUACAGCUGGAUGAGUCUACCCUAAUAGUCACAUGUGACAUUGAAUCUCUGUACACAUCCAUUCGACACACCGAUGGCAUGGAAGCGGUACGAAUCUUUCUCUCGAUGACGGACCUGGAUCCAGACCUAUGUCAAUUCCUCAGAAUGAGGAGAAUAUGUUCUAAUGAGGAGUUCUUCGAACAGCAAGCCAAGGACCUUAAAGACCGCUUCCAGGAACGUGGCUAUAGAAGUGCUGACAUCCAAAGGGGAUACAACAGAGCAAAAUCCACCUCAAGACCUACUCUUCUGACCCAGAGAAAGAAACAGAAAUUAGACACACAGGUGAGAGAACUGAGGAGAAGGGUACGUGAACAUGUCCUGGGGAUUGAGGCUGCAAGAGACAUUGAAGAUCUAUCUACUUUGAAAACAAUACCUCGUCAUUUUCGAGAACAUCAUGGGUGUGACAGCAAACUCCUCAAGGGCACCCUAACCGGAUCCGAUGGAAGAUACGAACUUAUGAAAUUAUCCUUGCAGCAGUCCAGGAAAUGGCUGGUUUUAUCCAACAUCCAAAAAAUUUCUUCACCGAUACAUGCAUAUAAAACAAUUCCUGAGACCGAGCAGAGAGGAGAAGCAGCGGCAGCACAGCAGAUCAUGAAACAUAAGGCCUUCUUCAUCAUCUUGGGCCUCCUUUCUGCCACCAUCUUCCUGACAAUUAGAUGGAUUGGUGAGUCUGAUGUCACCAUGUCUAGAGUUCCUCUUGAGAUGCCCCAGACAACCGCCAUCAUUCCAGUGCUAAGACAGUCAUUGACUCUUCAUGAUGGGAAAUUUGAAUAUCACUUGAACCUCUCCAGUUUUCAGUUGGAGUUCCCGAACCUACAGACGUACCAAUGCUCGAUGAUCCUCAGUCCACAUGUUGCACCAUACGAGGACAGUGACCUACCGCUAAUACUUUUGGCCAUAAAAUCCCAUCCAAGAGCUGGAAAAAGGAGAAAUGCCAUACGACAGACCUGGGGCAAUGAACAAGAACUGAAAGGCUACAAGCUGAGACGACUCUUUUUGGUGGGAAGGACAGAGGUGUUGGGAACAAUGGAGAUAGUGAAGGUGGAGAGUGCCACUUAUGGGGACAUCCUACAAUGGGACAUGACCGAAGGGCAUCACAACUUAUCUCUGAAGGAACGUUGCUUCCUGGAAUGGCUGCACCACAAUGUCCCCGAAGUGGAUUACAUAUUUAAGGGUGAUGACGAUGUGUUCGUGAACACAGAAAUGGUGGUUGAUCUUAUUAAAGACUUUGGUUCUCCCAAUGUAAUUCAUGGCUAUCAUCAGCAUCGUCCACCUGUUAUGCGUCAGACCAAAUACAGCAUCACUAAGACCCUAUACCCAUCGGGACACUAUCCUGGAUUUGUGUCAGGUGGAGGCUUCAUCUUCUCAGGACCCUCAGUGCCCAGUCUAUACGAAGCGUCUUGUAUAAUGCCGGUUUUCCCAUUGGAUGAUGUAUAUUUUGGGUUCCUGGCCUUGGCAGCAAAUUUGACUUAUAGACAUGACCCUCGUUUCCAUGUACGUGGGCUGAAGUACAACACAUGUAGAUACAAAAAGGCAUUGCUUGUACACGGAAUAAGCCCAGAAAUACUGCUCGUGAUAUGGAGAGAGGUGAACGAGAACAAGUGCGAGAACACAGAACAAAAGAAGAGUUAAUGAAGGAUGGGGAGCAGAGAAGAGAGAUAAUUAAACGGGGCAUAGG
This is a messenger RNA of Hyla sarda, 2323 nucleotides long. RefSeq lists its product as uncharacterized. The record is from RefSeq and is a predicted model, not a curated record. Bases 1 to 2277 code for a protein of 758 amino acids. Lineage: Eukaryota; Metazoa; Chordata; Amphibia; Anura; Hylidae. The transcript is spliced from 8 exons. Gene Ontology annotation, cellular component: membrane. Gene Ontology annotation, molecular function: hexosyltransferase activity.